AUGUCGACGUCCACGUCUAUUUCAGACCACAACACUUCAGACCCCAACGUGACCUCAACGACGACGUACGCCAUCUACCCCCUCACGCCCCUCGACACCAUGAGCGAAGCGGCCAACAUCGGCAGCGCGUGGAUCGUAGAGGGCCUUGUGGACGUUGCGGAGAUCCGGCGGGCGUUGGAUGGGGUGGUGCGGAAGUGGGGUGUGUUGAGUGGGAGAGUCGAGUUGCAAUCGUCUUGUGCUGCCGGGGAGGGUGGUUUGACGAGGGAUGGUGAUGGUGGUGAUGGGGUGGUGGGGGAUGGGUGUAAAAGAUACCAAAUUCGAGUCCCGCUUCACUCGGACGGGGCCCUAAAUUUUCCAGAGGGGUACAAAUCCUACGGUUUAACAUCGACGACAUCGCCCUACCCGUUAAGUCACUACGGUAUUAAAAUCCGCUUUCCAGAUGCGACUGCGAGUGUCUCGGACGUCCCGCCGAUGCACCUGUUCGUACCUGAGGAGCGGCUCCGGAGGACACAGUGGGGUCUGGCGGAUUAUGUGAAGAAUGGGGAACCGCUUAUGCAUUGGCAUGUUACGCAUUUUUUGGGUGGUUACAGGGAUGGGGUUGGGGGCGAAAGAGAAGUUAGGCACGAAGAUGAAAAGGUCCGAGUCUCGCUAGGAUCGAGAGAAGGCAAAGACGACGAAAGAGAGGACCUGGGGUACUCGUGUAUUGGCGUCCACUGGCCACACGGGAUCUUCGAUGGGGUUGGAAUUUCUAUCGUCAUUCAUGCCUUUGAGGCAGAGUUGAAUGGGAGGACGUGGACCCCUCCUCCGAAGCUUUUGCCUGGUGUUAAUGAGAAUGUGUUUGAAGGGCUUGUUAGGGAGGCGCUUCGGAAACGAGGAGGAUCAGAGGGGGUUGGUGGUGGGGAGGAGGAGGGUAAAGGGGUACCCUCCAAUCCCGAAGCUCAUUUCUCGUCUUCGCCCUCGGAAGAGAACACAUCUCCCCUCCCCUUCAGCUCGUCCAUACCCCGAACCCACUUCACGCUCGUCAAUCUCUUCGUUCUUAUCCGUUUCAUACUGGGGAUGAUGUGGGUUAAUUUCGUACUCAAGACGUCGGAGUAUACGGUUGUAAUACCGUAUGAGGUUCAUCGGCGUUUGGUGGCAGAAGUGAGGAAGAGGGCGGAAGAGGAGGGGUUGGACGAUGCGAAGAGGAUUUCGACUGGGGAUGUUGUUAUUGCUUGGUGGAUAAAGACGAUGUAUGGAGAUGAGAAAGAUCGCAGGAUUCAUUUAGGGAAUAUUUCUUCGCUUCGGGGUGGUGUGGAGGGAUGGAGCGAGGUGUUGGGGAUGUACCCGCAUAAUUGUAUUAGUACGAUUGCGUACCCGCUUCUCACCUCCCAUUCCUCCUUCUCCCUUUCCUCUGUGUCCUCGCCGUUGAAAACCUCUACGAACUCUGUCUCAAUUUCCCAACCCCUCCACCGCCUUGCCCACACCCUCACCCAAACCCGGCUUCACCAUACCACCCGCCUCUCCGAGCUUUUAGCCAUGUGGGAUUUGUUACGCGAGAAGGAGGAGGGGAGGAAGGAGGGCUGGGGGUGGCCCUAUGAGGUACUACCGUAUAGACGGGAUGCGAAUGAGAGUGUUAUGGUUACUAAUAUGUGUGCUGGGGGGAUUGGGUGGUUGGAUUGGGGUGGGGCUUUGGGAGGAAGCCUCGGUGGUAGUGGUGGCGAAAAAGGAGGACUUGACGAAGACGAAUUAAGAGAGAAAGCGAGGCGAAGGAGGAAACGAGGUGGAAAAACCCUCAUGCACUACAAACUCUUCCCCGGUCCUCUCAAGAUGCCUGGUAUUCUCAAUAUUAAUGGGAAAUUGGAGAAUGGGGAUUUGGUUGUUAGUACGUUUUCUACUGUUGCGAGGAGGAGGAAGAUUGAGGAGGGGUGUAGAGUGUUGGAGAGGGGGGUUAGGGAGGGGGAUUUGGAUGGGGUGGUUUAUUAG
Coprinopsis cinerea okayama7#130 is the source of this 1962-nucleotide messenger RNA. RefSeq lists its product as hypothetical. Lineage: Eukaryota; Fungi; Basidiomycota; Agaricomycetes; Agaricales; Psathyrellaceae. The transcript has 3 exons. The coding region runs from base 1 to 1962 and encodes 653 amino acids. The record is from RefSeq and is a predicted model, not a curated record.